Molecule: messenger RNA, 1561 nt
Organism: Ruditapes philippinarum (Manila clam)
Lineage: Eukaryota; Metazoa; Mollusca; Bivalvia; Venerida; Veneridae
Exons: 4
Coding region: 420-989 (189 amino acids)
Molecular function (GO): zinc ion binding
Source: RefSeq, a predicted model, not a curated record
CAAACCGCAGCCAUAUUGCUAAACUUUUGACGGCGCGGUUGAUUCAAGUGUUAAUAAACUGUAGCUCUAUGGAUAAAUUUAAGUCAAACUCCGUAACAGACCUCCAAAAGUACUUAAGAUAGCGAGGCGUUACAUAUGCUAACACUAGAAAAGCCGAAUUGGUCGACCUGUGCAGAUAUGCAGCAGAGCUGAACAUUGAGGUUGACCCGGACGGGCUGGUGGAGGACAGAAGUGAGGUGCUGGAUGCCAAACUAUGUGUGCAUGGAAAUACAUUAGUUAAUCCACAACUAAUAGCAGGCACUUAUGACCUUUCCAAAAUUCCUCGUGUGUCUAUAUUUGAUAUCUACAACUAUCUACUGGGGUACGACGAAUUCACUCACAGUACGCUACGAGAUUACCACAAGCUUGAGGGGUACACGAUGUUCAGGGACGGAUAUGUCAUUGAUCUGACCUCAGCAUCGUAUGAUUCUCCAGACUAUGUAGCCCUAAAAGGACAAGUCAGACCCAGAGUGAAGGACAAGGACCCUCUCACUAAACGCAAAUACUACCAGUGUUGGCUUGUUAUUACAUCAGAAGGGUGCAUUCAUUCAGCAUACUGUACAUGUAAAGGAGGGAUAGAUGGCAGCUGUAGACAUGUAGUAGCCACACUGUUUGAGGUCAAUGACUUCCUGAAUGAUGAAUCAAAGACCACCUGUACAUCUAAACCCUGCACAUGGAAAAGGAGAGCCUGUGAAGCAGACAAAUUAUCCCAGCCUAUUCCUGCUGCUGACCUAGAUACAUCUGUAUUAUCUUCAUCAAGCUGCCAGACAACAAGACCAAACUAUUGUCCUUUGGCUGAGGAUGUUCCUAAACCAGAUCCAGAUGUGUUUUUGAAGCAGUUACAGACAUUGUGUCCAAAUGCAUGCCUAGUAAAAUCUGUUUUUAAAACAACAGCUGCCUUAAUUGCUCAGCCUGCUCUAACAGUAACAAGAAACAUGGCAAUGCCAUGAAACCAGGUUUUCAAUUAUCACCAUUGUAGAUAAAUAUGUUGUAUUUGAAAUACAAAUACAAGCAACAAACAAUGUAACUAUGUGCAAUGUAAAACAUGAAUAAUGUAGGAGGAAUUGCCACUGAAGAAGUGUUCACUAUAAUAUUAUGUAUAAGGAAAAAAACAAAGGGCCAUAAUUAGGUCAAAAACUAUCCAAUCACAAAACCCCGACAAUAUGUGCCAGGGUGCUUGAUGACAAAGCUUCUGUGAAAGUUUGAACAAAAUCCGUUGAGAAAUGUAGGACGAGUUCAGCACAGAAGAAUUUGUUCACUAUAAUUAUAUUGAUAAUUCUGUAUAAUGAAAAACAAGUUACAAAGUAGACAUGAAAUAAUAUAUCAUAUCUUUUUUAAAUUACCUCCAAAGAUGAUAUGACCUUUGACUGCCAAAUCAAGUUAAAAUCAUGUAAACAGGAUUUUCAAUGUUAAUGUCACUGUGACCUUGACCUUGGAGCCAGCCAUGCGGAACAUGCGUUCUGCACGUCAUCUUGAUGUGGUAAACAUUUGUCUGAAGUUUCAUCAAAAUUCUUCAAAGGGU